Molecule: messenger RNA, 2168 nt
Organism: Sodiomyces alkalinus F11
Lineage: Eukaryota; Fungi; Ascomycota; Sordariomycetes; Glomerellales; Plectosphaerellaceae
Exons: 7
Coding region: 1-2028 (675 amino acids)
Molecular function (GO): metal ion binding; heme binding
Source: RefSeq, a predicted model, not a curated record
AUGUCCUGGCCGAGAAACCGGAGGGCCAAGAGGCCGGAACUCUUCCGGCCUUCUUGUCCUCUGGCCGGCAAGCGUCGGAGGGGAAAGUGGGGCAAGACCCAAUCUAUUACUCAACCGGAAGGGGACGUCGACCAAUUCAGGAAGUGGGGCCUUGUUGCCUCCACCUCUUCCGCGUGUCACCCACACCAUCUGUCACAUUCUAUCACCAUCUCACAAAAGGGAGCAAAGAAAGCCGAUGGUAUUUUAUGCGUGUCGGUCUCGACUCUCGAGGCCCGGAUGGAGGGUUCGGAAGACAAUGGGCAGCUGGGCUUUGCCGGAAUCGAUUCCGGCCACGAUGUAUAUCAGCGCGCCGUGUCACCUAACACACUGCUCUUCGACGCAAGAUAUACAUCAACCCCUGAGAUCCCCCAUCCCACUGUAACACAGCUACACUCAUACAACCCAUCCACCCCUACCCUCCCAAACAUGGGCUCCAUCGAAGCUCUCUCGUCCUCCACCACCUUCCCCGUCCUGGACGACCCCCGUCCAGACGACACCUCCCUCCCAGCCUUCAUGGUCUCUACCACCCGUGGCUUCCUCCCCCGUGCCCAUCCCGUGGCGACGCUGCCCGAGCCCUUUGCCCCUCUCGAGUCCCUCCUCGCCCGCAUGCCCGUCCGCACCUUGUCCGGGGAACCGGGUCUCCUGGCCGAGUCCAAGUUCGGCGAAGCCGUCCUCGCCGAGCUGCCCGAUCUCACCGACGAGGUGGAACGCUUUGCCCAUGACCUGCCCGUCAUGAACGCCUUGUACCGGGACUACUCCUUUGCCGCGUCGGCCCAUCUGCUCGAACCAUGCCAUGAGCGCUUCGUCAGGGGCGAGCCUUAUGGCCUGGCCCGGGAUCGUCUCCCGAAGUGCAUUGCCCGGCCUAUGGCCCGGUGUGCUGAGAUUACCGGCUUCAAGCCCUGGAUGGAAUAUGCCGGCUCCUAUGCCCUCUACAACUACCGCCUCGAGGAUCCCGAACAGGGCAUGGACUACUCCAACCUCCGUCUCAUCCGCGCCUUCGAGCAUGGCCUGGACCCCACGUCCUCGGAAGCCGGCUUCGUCCUUGUCCAUAUUGAAAUGGUCAAGCACUCCGGGCCCCUCGUCAAGGGCGCCACGUCCCUCCUCUCCCUGGCGGCCGAACACCCCGCCCCGUCCUGUGGGUUGCCCCUCCCCCUCCCCCUCCCCCUCCCCCAGCGCCGUGCCGUCAACACCGCUCUCAGCGACAUCCUCGCCGCCCUCCGCCGCAUCAACGCCGCCAUGGAGACCAUGUGGUCCAAGUCCCGCCCGGCCUCCUACACAUCCUUCCGCACCUUCAUCUUCGGCAUCACCUCGCAGUCCAUGUUCCCCCACGGCGUCGUCUACGAGGGCGUGCCGCCGGAAGAGCCCCAGUCCUUCCGCGGCGAGAGCGGCGCCAACGACUCCAUCGUCCCCCUCAUGGAUAACCUCCUGCAGGUCCCCAUGCCGGAUACCCCGCUCACCACCAUCCUCCGCGACUUCCGCGACUAUAGGCCCAGCAACCACCGCGCCUUCCUCGGCCACGUCGCCGACCGCAGUGCCCAGCUCGGCCUCAAGCGGUUGGUCCUCGCUUUGGACGAGGAGAUGACCGCGGCCGAUGGUGACCACGACCACGACCACGACGGCGACGGCGACGGCGAGGAGGAGAGGAAGGAGGCCGUACGCAUGUCCCGCCGCCUGUGGCUGAAGAUCCUGCACCAGGUCCGCGACUUCCGCUGGCGCCACUGGUGCUUUGCUCGCGAGUACAUCCUCAAGCGGACUAGCCACCCCACCGCCACGGGUGGCAGCCCUAUCGUCACAUGGCUUCCGAACCAGCUGCAGGCUGUCCUGGCGGAGAUGGAGCAGAUAUACGUUGGUUUGAAAGGCCGAGACGGUGGGGAGUGGGCUCUUGGCGAGGAGAUCUCGGAUAUCAUGGACCUUGUUGGGCGGCAGAAGGAAAUGUUGAGGAAGGAAGUUGGCAAGUAUUGUGCCGAGCGCGGCGUUUCUCGGUCCUGAGCCGUCAGUGAGGAUUCCCUUCACAUCUGUCUGUCCUUAACGCUUCCCUGAUCACACAGACGCUCUGAAUGAUUUCAUGCAUAGUCCCCAAGAUACGAGAACAUGCUGGUACAAGCUAGAAUUCGAAACCCCUCCUUUCU